Molecule: messenger RNA, 774 nt
Organism: Naegleria fowleri
Lineage: Eukaryota; Heterolobosea; Eutetramitea; Acrasida; Naegleriidae
Exons: 2
Coding region: 1-774 (257 amino acids)
Source: RefSeq, a predicted model, not a curated record
AUGGAAACAGUAUUAAGUGUUCAGAUUGAAGAAUUGACUAGGCUUCAGGAAGAGGAGCAUUCCAAACUCGGAAGCUUGCUGCAAGAUAAUGAAGUGCUUCUUUCCAAGGUCAACCAAUGUGAAGAGGAAUUAGAUUGUUUGCAAAGAAAGAAGAGAAUGCUCUCAUUCGAUAAUCAAACCUCUCAAAAUCGGUUGGAUUCACUUGAAGAAAGCAUUUCAUUCAUGGAAAAGGACAUUGAUGAGCAUCUAAAGCGGAUUGUUAUCAACCACGGAAGAAGAGAACAAAAGGAACAACAAAAGAAGGAAUUCGUAUCAUUGAUGGAAGAUGAAAUUGCCAAGUAUGAACAACAUUUGAAGGAAAUCAAUUUGUACUACUAUGAGGGAUCUGAUGAAGGACUUGAAAUUCAGCGUUUGAAAGAACAUAUUGAAAAUAUACAGCAAGAAAUUGCCUCCAUUGAGAAAUCCAUAAACAUCGAAGAGAAACGACAAGACGCACUCCAAAAAGAGAUGGACUCUCUCUCACGCAGUAUUGAAGAAGAAGUGAAACGUCAGGAGGAUAUUGAAAAGUCUUGGCAACAGAAAGAACAACAGGAAAAACAGAUCCGUUCCAAACUCGAAUUUCACCAAGGUUCAAUGGCUACCAAGGAGAAGGAAAAGGCAGACCUUGAGAGUUCCAUCAUGUCCAUGCAGGAAGAAUUGCAGCUUCUCACUCAGGAAACGAAUCAGCAAAUUCAAAAAAGAGAAGCGCUCAGUAAGAGAUUGAAGGGCCUAUAA